UUUCCACUUCCGGAACCAUUAGCGGCGGAUGUUGACAGCGACACCGCUAAGCGUUAACACUGGAGUUGUAGUUUGUAAUUUUUCUGUUUGUCGUGGUAAAAAAAAAAGAGAAGAUGGCAUCACCCAACUCGUACAAACUCAGAUGCUCCAUCCCGGGCCACGAGAUGGACGUGAGGGGACUGGCGGCCGCGGCUUUCCCAGACGGAGCUUUCGUGUCCGUGUCCAGAGACCGAACCGGAAGGGUUUGGGUACCGAACUCCAGCCCGGACAAAGGGUUCACAGAGAUGCAUUGUAUGUCUGGCCACUCCAACUUUGUAUCUUGCGUAUGCGCCAUCGCCCCCAGUGAAACCUACCCCCGGGGUCUGAUCGCCACCGGCGGGAACGACAACAACAUUUGCGUCUUUACUCUGGACCAACCGCAGCCCCUCUACACCCUGCAGGGUCACAAAAACACAGUUUGCACUUUGUCGUCGGGGAAGUUUGGAACGCUUUUGAGCGGCUCCUGGGACACGACGGCCAAAGUCUGGCUCAACGAGAAGUGCAUGAUGACUCUGCAGGGCCACAGUGCAGCUGUGUGGGCUGUGGUCAUCUUACCCGAACAAGGCCUCAUGCUGUCUGGAUCCGCAGAUAAGACCAUCAUGCUCUGGAAGGCUGGUCGCUGUGAGAGGACGUUCACAGGUCACGAGGAUUGUGUGAGAGGGCUGGCGGUCAUCAGCAACACAGAGUUCUUCUCCUGCAGCAACGACACCAGCAUCAGAAGGUGGCUGGUGACGGGCGAAUGCGUCCAGGUCUACUACAGCCACACCAACUACAUCUACAGCUUAGCCGUCUUCCCCAAUAGUCAAGAUUUUGUAAGCACAGGAGAGGACCGGACUGUGAGGAUAUGGAGGAAAGGCGAUUGCUGCCAGACCAUCCGCCUCCCUGCACAGUCAGUCUGGUGCUGCUGUAUUCUACCCAACGGGGACAUCGCCGUCGGUGCCAGCGAUGGCAUCAUUCGCAUCUUUACGGAAGCUGAGGACCGCAUGGCCAGCGCCGAAGACCUACAGGCCUUUGAGGACGAGCUCUCCAAGGCUACCAUAGACCCUAAGACGGGGGACCUGGGGGACAUCAAAAUGGAGGACCUGCCUGGGAGAGAACACCUCGACGAGCCCGGGAAUCGAGACGGGCAGACGCGUUUGAUCAAAGACGGACAGAAGGUGGAGGCCUACCAGUGGAGCGUCAGCGACGGCCGCUGGGUGAAGAUCGGGGACGUGGUCGGAGGUUCCAACCAGCAGACCUCCAAGAGCGUGGUGUACGAAGGGAAGGAGUACGAUUACGUCUUCACCAUCGACGUGAACGAGGGCGGGCCGUCCAUGAAGCUGCCUUACAACGUGUCGGACGACCCCUGGCUGGUGGCGCACAACUUCCUGCAGAAGAACGACAUCAGCCCCAUGUUCCUCGACCAAGUUGCUAAUUUUAUUAUCGAAAACACUAAAGGACACGUGGUCGGUCCUGCUCAGCCCGCCGGAGGUGAUCCGUUCACAGGAGGCUCCCGGUAUGUUCCCGGCUCGUCCAAUGACGGCUCAGGCUUCGGAGCGGACCCCUUUACAGGCGCCGGUCGCUACAUCCCAGGAUCAAGUUCCAACACGAGCGCUCCUUCCGGUGUGGCCGAUCCGUUUACUGGAAAAGGCGCCUACUCCUCCGCAGCCCAGAGACAGACUGCGACUAACAUCUACUUCCCCAAAACUGACGGCGUGACCUUUGAGCAAGCCAAUGCCCCGCAGAUCAUCGCCAAGAUAAAGGAGCUGAACGAAGGAGCCCCUCAGGAGCAAAAGCUCUCAGAGGAAACCAUAGAAAGCCUUAAGGGGCUGUUGCUGGCUGUGUGUGGGGCGAACUCCCCUGACGCUCCAACCAUUCAGCAGAUCAGCCUCCUCUGGAAGGUCUCGCACUGGCCUGAAGAUAUCGUGUUUCCUGUCCUGGACAUCCUGAGGCUGGCAGUGCGCCACCCGCAGGUCAACGAGAGCCUCUGCGGCGAGGCGGAAGGAGUCCAGCUGUGCAACCACCUGCUGAGCCUGAUGAGGCCCGAGGGCCGCCCCGCCAACCAGCUGCUGGCGCUGCGCACCCUGUGCAACUGCUUCAGCGGCCGACACGGCCGGGCGCUGCUCAUGGCCCAGCGCGAAACCGUGCUGUCGCGCGCCGCCGACCUGGUCGCCGUCUGCAACAAGAACAUCCACAUCGCCCUGGCCACGUUGGUGCUGAACUACGCGGGCUGCCUUCACAGCCAGCCCGACCUGGAGGCCAAGGCGCAGUGUCUAUCCGUGGCCAGCAGGGCUCUGGAGACGGUACAGGACAAGGAGGCUGUAUUUAGGCUGCUGGUGGCUUUGGGGACCACGGUGGCCUCGGACCAGACGGCCCAGGACUUGGCGCGCUCCCUGGGCGUGGGCUCCCAGAUUUCCAAAUACUCUACAGUGUCUGAGCCGUCGAAGGUGGGCGAGUGUUGCCAGCUGGUUUUAAAAGAACUGCACUGAUUGUGAAUAAUUUAGAGAAGAGAGGAGCACUUCUUUCUAUUACUCUGCUCUCCUUAUACAGUAUGGUUGAGACAGAAUUGCUACACUUGUAUGGUCUGCAAUAAAAGCAAAGUUUCUUUCUA
Fundulus heteroclitus (mummichog) is the source of this 2629-nucleotide messenger RNA. RefSeq names its product phospholipase A2-activating protein (gene plaa). Gene Ontology annotation, biological process: ubiquitin recycling; proteasome-mediated ubiquitin-dependent protein catabolic process. The transcript has 14 exons. Gene Ontology annotation, molecular function: ubiquitin binding. Gene Ontology annotation, cellular component: nucleus; cytoplasm. Bases 114 to 2507 code for a protein of 797 amino acids. NCBI's taxonomy places the organism in Eukaryota, Metazoa, Chordata, Actinopteri, Cyprinodontiformes, Fundulidae. The record is from RefSeq and is a predicted model, not a curated record.